Messenger RNA from Penicillium verrucosum, 612 nucleotides. RefSeq lists its product as uncharacterized. NCBI's taxonomy places the organism in Eukaryota, Fungi, Ascomycota, Eurotiomycetes, Eurotiales, Aspergillaceae. The record is from RefSeq and is a predicted model, not a curated record. The coding region runs from base 1 to 612 and encodes 203 amino acids. The transcript has 2 exons.
AUGAGCUACUACGUGUGGGGUGACGAAUCCGAUGAAGAGCUAGAGCUAGAAAGCUCUGGAGAUAUCUGUCUUCUUCAAAGAUACCGAUACUCUACAUUCGCCAAUAGAGACACUCUACCCUCUUACCCUACCGACCUAAAGGGGCUAUUGCAGACAGAAGUUGCACUUCGAGAGAAUACUCAACGCGAGAUAGCCUUAAAGGAGAAAAUAGAGGAACUCGCUAAGGAAGACACCUACGCGACUGUCGUUCAAGACUUACAGGGGGAACUGUCGACACUAUCGAAGGAAUAUUGGACCUUAGAACGACGUCUUCGUAUUGCGACGGUCCGCUGGCUAGAGGUAUCGAUUUCUGGCGUUCACAGCCAAAAUGGUAUAUGCAUCGAGUACUUGUGGAAGAUUGCGUUGGGAGAGGAGGCUGUUGUGGUAGAGACUGUGGAUGCUGUUCUCAUCGCCAGUCAGAACGGAAAUUUGCAGUUGGUCAUUGCACCGUGGAGUGUUCUUGUUGCGAGAGAGCCCGGGGGUUUGCACUCGACCCUGAGCAGAAAUCCCAACUCCGCGAGACCUUCAAACUUGAUUGCAACCGUCCACGUGCGUGGUAUUACGAUCGAAUGA